Messenger RNA from Triticum aestivum (bread wheat), 286 nucleotides. Its product is annotated as probable ubiquitin-conjugating enzyme E2 18. The transcript is spliced from 4 exons. The record is from RefSeq and is a predicted model, not a curated record. NCBI's taxonomy places the organism in Eukaryota, Viridiplantae, Streptophyta, Magnoliopsida, Poales, Poaceae. The coding region runs from base 35 to 286 and encodes 83 amino acids.
CCCCCGACCUCGGCGAGACCGCGUGCGGCGCGCCAUGACGAGCUCCGCCUCCUCCUCCCCUUCCCGCAAGGUGCUGAGCAAGAUCGCGUGCCUCCGGCUGCAGAAGGAGCUCGGGGAGUGGCAGGCCAGCCCUCCCGGCGGCUUCACCUACAAGAUCGCGUGGGUCAUCGAGGUGUCGGGGGCGGAGGGGACGCUCUACGCCGGUGAGACCUACCGGCCGCAGGUUGACUUCCCGGAGCAGUACCCCAUGGAGGCUCCACAGCGCGUCGUCGUCGAAUUGAGGUAG